CUUUUAUAGAAUUCAUUUGCUGUGUUCGCAUUAAGCCCACAUAUUUUAAUUCCGUCUUUCAAUAAUAAUAAUUGCAAAAAUUGUAAAUUCUUGUUAUUUUAUUAAAACAGCAAAAUGCAAGGUCUAGGUUUACAAAGUCUAAAGAAGAACCCUGCGUUGAUCCCAUUGUACGUUUGCGUUGGAGCAGGUGCCAUUGGUGCUGUUUAUUACAUGACUCGCCUUGCCACCAGAAAUCCUGAUGUAACUUGGAAUCGAACCUCCAACCCAGAGCCUUGGCAAGAAUAUAAAGAUAAACAAUACAAGUUUUACUCCCCCGUGAGAGAUUACUCCAAGACCAAGAGCGCGGCUCCUAACUUCGAAGAAUAAUUCAACAACUUAUUCUUAUAAAUAAGUACAUGAUUCAAAAUACAAAUAUGUAUGUUGUAAUGAGUUUGAAUUAAAAAGCGUUCAUCUCAAAAUAUCACAUAGAAA
Molecule: messenger RNA, 471 nt
Organism: Scaptodrosophila lebanonensis
Lineage: Eukaryota; Metazoa; Arthropoda; Insecta; Diptera; Drosophilidae
Gene: ND-MLRQ
Product: cytochrome c oxidase subunit NDUFA4
Exons: 3
Coding region: 115-366 (83 amino acids)
Source: RefSeq, a predicted model, not a curated record